AGCCUCCUCCUUCCUCCUCCUUAACAAACUGGUCAGCAGUGCAGGGAUUAGGAAAGCCAGCCUCCGCUCAGUCAUUAUAGACACAUUCUAGAGAUCGAAACAAACGUGAGUCAUGGUCGGCGUCAUUUUUGCAGACUGGGAGCGAAGCCGAAAUUGUGAAAGAUACGGAUAAUCCCAGGAGGAGGAGGAGAGGUGGACUGAGUCUCGCUCCCAGGUCUCUUUCCUUGUGGAAAAUGCCUCUUCAGGGACCCGCCGCGUUAUGCCGCCCACCUCUCAUGUGUUUUAUUUUAAAGAACAAGCAGUGAGCCGGAGAAGCCUGAUAAGAGCCGCAUAAAAAGGCAGAACACCAAAGGGCGCGUGGGAUAUUUCUAAUAAAGUGCGCGGAUUUUUUUCUCCUCGUGCGUAAAGAAGAAGGAAAGAAAAAAAAGUUGCUGCCUGUUGGUGUUUAUAUAUAUAAAAAAGGGAGAAAUCAUGGGGAACGCAGGGAGCAUGGACCAACACAGCGACAUGAGGGGACACAACAUGCCCCUGAAACUCCCCAUGCCAGAGCCGGGGGAGCUGGAGGAGAGGUUCGCACACGUUUUGAACUCAAUGAAUCUCCCUCCAGACAAGGCUCGACUGCUGCGACAGUACGACAAUGAGAAGAAAUGGGAACUGGUCUGCGAUCAGGAGCGAUUCCAAGUAAAGAACCCGCCUCACACGUAUCUCCAAAAGCUGAGGAGCUAUCUAGACCCUGCAGUCACACGAAAGAAAUUCAGACGGAGGGUACAGGAGUCCACCCAAGUCCUGAGAGAACUGGAAAUUUCGUUGCGGACCAAUCAUAUAGGAUGGGUGAGGGAGUUUUUGAAUGAAGAGAACAAGGGUCUCGAUGUGCUGGUGGAGUACCUUUCUUUCGCACAGUAUGCCGUCACUUAUGAUGGUGACGGUAUUGAAAACGGCACAGAGGCUAUGAUGGAGAAGUCCAAAACAUGGAGUCGGUCUAUAGAAGACCUGCACGGGGGAGGUACCCUGCCACCCCACCUCAACGGGAACGGCAUCUCAAGAUCUGGGCGACAUUCCACAUUACGGAUGCCGGGUUCACUGAACUGUCCCAAGUGUUCUCAGAUGAGACGCUGCAGCACGCUGCCAAGCAGGAGAACGCUGAAAAACUCCAGACUCGUCUGCAAAAAGGACGACGUCCAUGUCUGCAUCAUGUGCCUACGUGCCAUCAUGAACUAUCAGUAUGGCUUCAAUAUGGUCAUGUCGCACCCACAUGCUGUGAAUGAAAUUGCACUAAGUCUGAAUAAUAAAAAUCCACGAACCAAAGCUCUGGUUUUGGAGCUCCUGGCAGCAGUUUGUCUUGUGAGAGGAGGCCAUGAAAUUAUUCUCUCUGCCUUCGACAACUUUAAGGAGGUUUGCAUGGAGACGCAGCGGUUUGAGAAGCUGAUGGAAUACUUCAAGAAUGAGGACAAUAACAUUGACUUCAUGGUUGCAUGUAUGCAGUUUAUCAACAUUGUUGUGCACUCGGUGGAGGACAUGAACUUUAGAGUUCACCUGCAGUAUGACUUCACCAAGCUGGGCUUGGACGACUACUUGGAUAAACUAAAGCACACAGAAAGCGAUAAGCUCCAGGUUCAGAUCCAGGCUUAUUUGGAUAACGUAUUUGAUGUAGGAGCGCUGUUGGAGGAUGCAGAGACCAAAAAUGCUGCCCUGGAGCGAGUGGAGGAGCUGGAGGAGAACAUUUCACAUAUGACGGAGAAGCUGCAGGACAUGGAAAAUGAAGCCAUGGCCAAGAUUGUGGAGCUGGAGAAGCAGCUGAUGACCAGAAACAAGGAGCUUGAAGCCAUCAAAGAAGUCUACAAAGAUACCACCUCACAGAUUCAUACGCUGAGGCAGACGCUGAAGGAGAAGGACGAGGCCAUCCAGCGACAGAGUAAACUGGAGAAGAAGAUCCAUGAGCUGGAGAAGCAGGGGACCAUCCGGAUCCAAAAGAAAGGAGACGGGGACAUCUCCAUCCUGCCUUCUUCUCCGCCUGGGAUGGAGGGUUUGCCGGGUGCAGUGUUGGGAGCAAACAGUACGGCUGCCGUUCAGAACCAUGCAGGAAGUCCAGCCGCUGCACCCCCACCACCUCCACCGCCUCCUCCACCACCUGUCCACGGGCAACUGCCAAAUGGGCCAUCGACAAAAACUCCAGCUGCCGCUGCCCCACCUCCCCCGCCGCCACCCCCACCUCCUCCACCUCCCCCCUUUGGGCUCCUUUCAGAGAUAUCUGCCCCAUUGCCUCCUCCACCUCCUCCUAUGGCCCCCCCUCUACCUGGAUGUGGGACUCCCACUGUGAUCAUGAACUCAGGGCUGGCAGAGGGACCCAUCAAGCUUUUCUCUGUUAAGAUCAAGAAACCUAUCAAGACAAAGUUCCGCAUGCCCGUCUUUAACUGGGUAGCCCUGAAACCAAACCAGAUCAAUGGGACCGUCUUCAACGAGAUUGAUGAUGAGAGGAUACUUGAGGACCUAAAUGUUGAUGAGUUUGAGGAGAUGUUUAAGACUAAAGCUCAGGGCCCACCCAUCGACCUCACCAUGAAUAAACAGAAGGUCACUCAUAAGGGGCCAAACAAGGUGACCCUGCUGGACUCCAACAGGGCGAAGAACCUGGCCAUCACUCUGAGGAAAGUGAGCAAGACAAACGAGGAGAUCUGCAAGGCCAUUCAGUUAUUCGACCUGCGGACUCUGCCGGUUGACUUUGUGGAGUGCCUGAUGCGCUUCCAACCAACCGAGAACGAGAUCAAAGUCCUGCGGCAGUUCGAGAAGGAGCGGAAGCCUCUGGAGAGCUUGACUGACGAGGACCGCUUCAUGAUGCAGUUCAGCAAGAUCGAGCGGCUCAUGCAGAAGAUGACCAUUAUGGCCUUCAUCGGAAACUUCAGCGAAAGCGUGCAGAUGCUCACGCCGCAACUGCAUGCUGUCAUCGCAGCGUCUGUGUCCAUCAAGUCAUCACAGAAGUUAAAGAAGAUUUUAGAGAUUAUUUUGGCACUUGGAAACUACAUGAACAGCAGCAAACGAGGAGCAGUGUACGGGUUCAAGCUGCAGAGUUUAGAUUUGCUGCUUGAUACCAAGUCUACAGACCGCAAAAUAACGUUGCUGCACUACAUUGCCAACGUGGUCAAAGAGAAAUACCCACAAGUGUCUCUCUUUCACAAUGAAUUGCACUAUGUUGAAAAAGCAGCUGCAGUGUCUCUAGAGAACGUCCUGCUGGACGUCAAGGAGCUGCAGAGAGGCAUGGAGCUGACCAGGAGAGAGUACAGCAUGCAUGGUCACAACACCAUGCUGAAGGACUUUAUCACACACAAUGAGGGGAAGCUGAAAAAGCUGCAGGAUGAUGCUAAGAUUGCACAGGAUGCCUUUGAUGAGGCUGUGAAAUUCUUCGGGGAGAACUCUAAAACAACUCCGCCGUCUGUUUUCUUCCCGGUGUUUGUGCGGUUUGUGAAGGCGUACAGGCAAGCAGAGGAGGACAACGAGCAGAAGAAGAGGCAGGAGCAGCUCAUGAUGGAGAAACUUCUAGAACAAGAGGCCAUGAUGGAGGAAGACCAGAAGUCUCCCUCCCAUAAAAGCAAGCGGCAACAACAAGAGCUCAUCCAGGAGCUUAGGAGGAAGCAGGUGAAGGACAGCCGUCACGUCUACGAGGGAAAAGACGGCGCCAUCGAGGACAUCAUCACGGUGCUGAAGACCGUGCCCUUUACCGCCCGCACAGCCAAGCGCGGCUCUCGGUUCUUCUGUGAGCCCGCUCUCAAUGAGGAGUACCAUUACUAAAGCUUGUAGAUCUCUGUCUCUUCUUAAAGAUUUGAGGAAUCAACCUUACAGACGAGCCGACGCCGUGCGGAGGAGCGUCAGGAGGCGCUUCGACGAUCAGAACCUGCGGCCGGUGAAUAACGGAGAAGUGGUCGUGUAACAAGCGAGGACAGAGGAUGUGCAGGAGAGGAUGGGAGGAGAGGAGCGUGGAAAGAUGGGUUGAAAGAAAGUCUGACGCAGAACGAAGGAUAUCGAGUGUUUGUAGCAAAUAAGAGGACUAUAUAUACCGUAAUGUCAAACAAUGAAGGACUGAGAUGUGUUUGGGACUGAAUCUAACAUAGAAAUCAAGUCAAGUGCCUGAACCUUUUUGUUUUGUGAUUUUUUUUUUCUUCUGUUUGAAUAUUUUAAUUAACCCCACUUAAAGCAAUAAGACUUGAGCUGACUUUAAUGUAAACGAGAUGUUAAACUGGACAUGCAGAGGCCUUAGGAGCCAUGUGAAAUAAUGUUACUCUGGAAAAGCUAGUCUGGAAUGUACGGGAAGUUUUCCCCCUUUUCGCUGUUUUUUUUUUUAAUUUUAUUUCAUUUUAUUUAAAUAACUUCUGACACAUUCCUGUGCUCUCAUUCAUUCCUCAAACCUUUUUUUUUUAUCAUCUCAUUCUUAUUUUUAAAAACCAGGGGUGAACUGGCAUGAAGAAAGUACCAAAACUAAAACUCUAUAUUUGUACUAAAAUAUGUGUAAAAAGAAAAAAUAGACCACUCUAAUGUGAACUGUAUUUAUUGCAGACAUUUCCAUACUUUUUUACAGUGUCCUGCUAAAGCAUUUAAACUGCUUCCAUUUUUUAACCCAGAACCCAUCUUUUACGUAUUUCAAUGGUAUGUUAUGCAAUAGUGGUGCAUCAUUGUGAACUGAAAUGACAGUGAAGCUGGGUUUAAAAGACCAAGAAAAAAAAAAAAAAUCAUAAAUCCUAAUGUGUGGCAGUCAUGUUACAGUUGCAAGACUUUUUAAUAAUCUUUUCGCAGGGUUUGAAAAAAAAGAAUAAAAAAAUCCCCCCACAGCAUGAUGCUGCCACCACUAUGUUUAGCAGGAGAGAUGGUCUGUUUAGUUUUCU
Messenger RNA from Cyprinodon tularosa, 4868 nucleotides. It is a transcript of the gene fmnl2a, whose product is annotated as formin-like 2a. Gene Ontology annotation, biological process: cortical actin cytoskeleton organization; cell migration; regulation of cell shape. Bases 472 to 3780 code for a protein of 1102 amino acids. Gene Ontology annotation, cellular component: cytosol. NCBI's taxonomy places the organism in Eukaryota, Metazoa, Chordata, Actinopteri, Cyprinodontiformes, Cyprinodontidae. Gene Ontology annotation, molecular function: actin filament binding; small GTPase binding. The record is from RefSeq and is a predicted model, not a curated record. The transcript has 29 exons.